Molecule: messenger RNA, 1470 nt
Organism: Scophthalmus maximus (turbot)
Lineage: Eukaryota; Metazoa; Chordata; Actinopteri; Pleuronectiformes; Scophthalmidae
Gene: ucp1
Product: uncoupling protein 1
Exons: 7
Coding region: 173-1093 (306 amino acids)
Biological process (GO): adaptive thermogenesis; mitochondrial transport; response to cold
Cellular component (GO): mitochondrial membrane
Molecular function (GO): oxidative phosphorylation uncoupler activity
Source: RefSeq, a predicted model, not a curated record
AUAAAAAAAAGGACUGCCAGAAAAUAUAUAAAUAGAGCGCAAAAGAUGUUUCACUCAUUUUUGUGGAGGGAGGCCCUUCAUGGAUUAUAAUCUGGCCCGUCAAAUACUGCAACUGUAGCAAAACAACCAAGGAUCAAAGGGAGCCUUAACUUUUAGACAAUCAGCAGGAAACAUGGUGGGACUUAAACCCUCGGAUGUUCCUCCCCCACUGGGGGUGAAGAUGGCGAGUGCGGGGGCCGCAGCCUGUAUUGCCGACAUUGUCACAUUUCCUCUGGACACAGCCAAAGUCAGACUACAGAUUCAGGGAGAGAAGAAAGCCAUGGAGGGGAUCCGUUACCGAGGGGUGUUUGGCACAAUCAGCACCAUGAUCCGAACGGAGGGGCCCAAGUCUUUGUACAACGGGCUGGUAGCUGGUCUGCAGAGGCAAGUGUGCUUCGCCUCCAUCAGAAUCGGCCUCUACGACAAUGUCAGAGAUUUCUACACAGGGGGAGCAGACAACCCAGGUGUGCUGGUGCGAAUCCUGGCCGGCUGCACCACAGGUGCCAUGGCGGUGUCCUUUGCACAGCCCACCGACGUGGUCAAGGUUCGAUUCCAAGCCCAGAUGAAUCUAGACGGAGUUGCUCGCCGCUACACUGGCACCAUUCAGGCCUACAAACACAUCUUUCAGAAUGAGGGCAUGCGUGGACUAUGGAAAGGCACAUUACCCAACAUCACUAGAAAUGCACUGGUCAACUGCACAGAGCUGGUUACAUACGACCUGAUCAAGGAGGCCAUCCUUAGACAUAACCUGAUGUCAGACAAUCUGCCUUGCCACUUUGUGUCUGCGUUUGGCGCCGGCUUUGUUACCACGGUGAUUGCCUCCCCGGUGGACGUGGUGAAGACCAGAUACAUGAACUCGCCACCGGGCCAGUACAAGAGUGCCAUCAACUGCGCAUGGACCAUGAUGACUAAAGAGGGGCCGACAGCUUUCUACAAAGGAUUUGUUCCCUCAUUUCUGAGGUUGGGAUCAUGGAAUGUUGUGAUGUUUGUCUCAUUCGAGCAAAUCAAGAGAGCCAUGAUGGUCACCAAGAAGAGGAUGGAGGACCCAAACUGAGAUUAGCAUUUCAAAGUUGGGCUGAGAGACCUGAAGCACCACCGAAUGAUGAAAUCUAUUGAUAUACAUUGUGUGGUGACAACGAAGACAAUCCUUUUGCUGAAGAAAGGACUAGUGGACGAUCUACCUUGUAUUUGACUGUUAUGUUGAACUUUAAGUUCUCCUUUUAUAAUUUGUCAUGAUGAGCCCGAUCCAAAUAUUGUGGGAGCGAACGAUAUGAGCACAAGCUUGAAAUGACCUCCUUUGGUCAGCUGAGUUUGCACUUUAAGGGAUCUGUCAAUCUUAAUCUGCCAGUUAGACAUUUGAGGCAGCUUAAACCGGUGCACGUUUAUAUUAAAAAUAAUACCGGUGCCAUAAUAAAAUGUAAAACAUCUUUA